Molecule: messenger RNA, 327 nt
Organism: Aaosphaeria arxii CBS 175.79
Lineage: Eukaryota; Fungi; Ascomycota; Dothideomycetes; Pleosporales
Exons: 2
Coding region: 1-327 (108 amino acids)
Source: RefSeq, a predicted model, not a curated record
AUGCGUAUCUGGUUUUUAAUAUCACUCUUCACCAUCUUCUUCCUUGCAAAUACAACCCACGCAAUCUUCAAUCUCAAUUUCAGUCCACAGAGACAACCACCACAAAUCCACCUACCCUUCAAACCGACAACCCAAUCCAUCCCGAGUACCAAACCACUCACAACAGUCCCAACAUCCGUCCCCCACGUCGCUGCGAAUAUCGACGUCGUACCUCAAGAAGCUGGGGCGGGACCGGGGACUGGCGGUAGCGAUGGACCGGCCGCGAUGAUCGUAUUCGCUGUUGUGGGGUUCGUGGGGCUGGGGUUUGGAUUUGGGAUGGGGCUGUAA